AUGCGUGAUUAUGCGGCCCACCUCGGUGAAAUCCGAGAGAGCGAGUAUCCAGCGGCAAAAGGCUACUUGGACAACGCUGCCUCUCCUCUUUAUGCAAAGAGCAUUGUCAUGGAGUCAGCGAAGACUCUGAUUGAAAAUCCGCUCGUCAAUCCGCACUCUCACAGCCGCUGGGGAACGGAAACUGCCAACAUGGUGGGGAGCGUUAGGAAGAAGGUUUUAGCUCUAUUCAACGCUAGUGAAAAAGAUUAUGCCAUUGUUUUCACAUCUAAUGCCACAGCAGCAGCCAAACUUGUUGGUGAGUGCCUGAGAAACAGUCACUAUGCCUUUUUGCGGGACUCCCAUACUUCCCUUGUGGGGCUCAGGUCACUAGCUGCCUCGUAUGAAGUUUUGGACGAGAUUGGACGCAGAAACUACGAGAACACUGUAGUUUCUUUCCCUCUUCAGUCAAAUUUUGAUGGGCAAAGAUACCCAGAGGACUGGAUCAAGCACAUUGCACACGGGGGUGGUUUAUCCUUAGUUGAUCUUGCGGCAUACUGUGCAACAACCAUACCUGAUCUUUCAGAGAUUAAGCCGGAUUUUGCUGUGCUUUCAUUUUACAAGAUAUUCGGGUUACCUGAUCUUGGUGCUCUCAUCGUAAAACGAGGUGCCGCUACUCACGAGCUUUUGAGUCAAAGACGGUACUUCGGCGGCGGCACUGUGGCAGUCGUGACUGCAGAGAAAAACUUUAUGAUUCGGUCUAUUGACAUUUCCACUAGUCUUGAAGAUGGUACGCUCCCUUUCCACAGUAUUUUGAUGCUCGGGGUGGCUAUCAAGGAGUUCAAACGAAUAUUCGGGUCAUUCGAGGCAAUCUCGAAUCAUACGCAGAAAAUUGCGCUCUACUGUAGAGACCAAUUGAAUAAAACUGGACUUGUUGACAUCAUUUCACCAAAGAAUAGUGGUCCAGUAGUGACGUUCACUCUCAAGCAUGGUGGAUAUCGAGAUCUGGAGCUAAUCUUGAGUGAGUUUAAAGUGCAGCUUAGGACAGGCACUCUAUGCAAUAUCGGUGCGUUCGUGAAACAUUCAGAAUUCACAGAGGAAGAUCUUAUUCGAAAUCAUAUACAAUAUGGCAAAACUUGCAAUGAUGGUCAUGAUAUUUUGGAUGGUCACCAUACCGGCGUCGUUCGAGCCAGCUUCGGCCCAUACACUAGCACGGAAGAUGUCGAUAUGCUUGCCAAAUGUAUCGUUGAGUUUUUCUCGGAGGGUGAAUUGCUGCAGAGACCUAUACCUUGCUCUUACGGGACGGUAACCGAGCUUGUUAUAUACCCAAUUAAGUCCUGCGCUGGUACCAAAGUCUCCGAGACAAUCAUUACAAGCGCUGGAUUAAAAUGGGAUCGUGAGUUCUGUUUGGUAGGACUGGAAGAUGGCAAAAUUCUACGGUUGAAGAGGUUCCCCAAAAUGGCUCUGCUCCGAUCCAGAGUUGAUGAAGGUGAAAGAAAGCUACACAUUCAGUUCCAGAACAAACAUGCUACCGUAGCAUUGGACGUAGUUCACUGGAGCGACCACGAAAAUGCUGAUGGGGAAAGCUGCUCUAAAACUUCUGAUCUCAUAUGGAACCAUGAUCCAGAAUUAAUUCGUUUUUUGUCUUCUGCUAUCGGAACAUCAUGCACCUUAGCCAAAGCAGCACCGAGUGAAAGGUUUGCCAAAGAGAACAAAGAACAGGCACUAGCGAAUAGUAGUCCCUUGUUAUUUGUCUCGCAAAGCAGUUCGCAUGAACUAGGAAUCAACCACGACGUGUUUAGAGGCAACAUUAUCUUUACAGCACCUGCCUUUGCCGAAGAUAGUUGGAGGGGAGUCACAAUCAACGGCUCACCAUAUAGCUUCUCCAGUCCCUGUCAGCGUUGCAACAUGAUAUGUUUCACACCGGACGGAUCAUCGGAUGCAACGCCAUACCUUAUUUUAACGAAGCACCGCAAAACCCACGGUAAAAUCUAUUUCGGACAAUUGGGCGAACUUCUUAAAAGAGAUGGUACCGCCAUUGUCAAAGUUGGAGACGCAUUGAACCCCAUUUUACCAAUCUAG
Molecule: messenger RNA, 2058 nt
Organism: Wickerhamiella sorbophila
Lineage: Eukaryota; Fungi; Ascomycota; Dipodascomycetes; Dipodascales; Trichomonascaceae
Product: Molybdenum cofactor sulfurase
Exons: 1
Coding region: 1-2058 (685 amino acids)
Biological process (GO): molybdopterin cofactor metabolic process
Molecular function (GO): molybdenum ion binding; pyridoxal phosphate binding; molybdenum cofactor sulfurtransferase activity
Source: RefSeq, a predicted model, not a curated record